GCGACAAGGUGAACCCACAUCAUCCUUACCUCCAACAUAUCACGUCGCCUUGACGCCUUCGCAUUUAUCCCAAGUCACCAACCGCCGCUGCGCGCCACAUUCCCAAACCGCCAGCCGACACCAAUUAUCACAAAAUAACCAUUCGGGUACCGAAUAUCCUAAUCAGUGCACGAAGAGUACAAACGAAGCGAUCACUACUUCGACGGAACAAUCCAGUCGCACGGCACGCGACCACUGUCCCAUCACACGUCGUCGUCUAGAGCACAAUUCGGCGAUAAUAAGAUGCCAUACUACGAAAAGUCAGAGGACUGGCUUCACCAGUCUGCUUUGCUGUUGCAGGCUAGGCCUCAGACUACCCGAGUAACAACCUCGUACUCCCUCCGCCCCGCCAUCCGCCCUUCUAAAGCCGAGAAGCUCGCGGCAAAGGAAGCUCGUCGCGCCAAAGAGAAAAAAGAAACCAGCAGCAGCAGCAGCAGCAGCAAAAAGACAACAGAAGGAGAAGAACCCCCCAAGGAUGCGGCGGCAGCGGCGGCGGCGGCAAAACCACCCCGAGGCCAUCUGGUCCUCAAGACCUUUGACCCGCACUCGGGCGUAUGCCUGAAAUACAAGACGUCCAAAGCCGCCGAGGUGGGUCGGUUGAUUCAGAUGCUGGGACAAUUGGGGAGGAGGAUGGCUGCGCUGCCUGUGGACGAGGCCAAGGAGUCGGCAGACGUGGUGAUGGCUGAUGCGGCUGCUGCUGCUGCUGCUGCGGCGGAGGAGGGUGCUGCGGCGGCGGCGGUUAGUGGGACUGCUACGCCUGUUGCGGGUGCGAGUACGCCUGCGCCUGCGGCAGGAGGCGGUGGACAGGGAAAGAAGAAGAAGAAGGGGAAGAGGUGAAUUUUGAGAGGGCGCUGUGUAUAAGUGAGAAGGGGACGAACGCGCGGAUCGGGGGGCUGAGCAGGAAAAAUGCCAUGAUAAUAAAGGGUGGGUAGAACCAAGUGAAUGAAGCAAGCGUUUAACAUUUUUUUGUGGAAACAUUUGUGUCAAGUGAAGUCUACCUUGGUUGCGCAUCGGCGAACGGGUCACGUCAGGCGUCAUGGUCACUACAAGUUCACGCCGAUACGAAU
Molecule: messenger RNA, 1106 nt
Organism: Neurospora crassa OR74A
Lineage: Eukaryota; Fungi; Ascomycota; Sordariomycetes; Sordariales; Sordariaceae
Exons: 2
Coding region: 283-876 (197 amino acids)
Biological process (GO): SRP-dependent cotranslational protein targeting to membrane
Cellular component (GO): signal recognition particle, endoplasmic reticulum targeting
Source: RefSeq, a predicted model, not a curated record